UAGCCUUUUCCAACUAACCCUGAACUCACCAUUACCGUCGUCUCUAAGAUAAAAUUUCAGGAUUUGCAAAAGAUUGAAAAUUGAGGCACUCGUAUCUGUUAAUCAGUUGUUGUGUACAGCGAGACUGAGAGAGAGAGAGACAGAGAGAGCCGCCAUUAUUGCCUUUUCAAGCCACUCAACCAUUUCCUCUCAGCUUCCUUCUUCUUCAUCCUCCUUUGAUCUUAUCGUUCCCGACGGUUUCUCAUCUUACGCUGGCAGAUCGGUUUCCGAUUUGGUUCCCUCGAUUUUUUUCCCGGUUCUUCUUGAUUUUCCAGACCCCAAGGGGUCCCAAUUUUAAAGGUUUUGCGAAUUUGUCCCUCCCUCGCUUUCAUGGAAUUUCUCUAAUUCCAAAAGAGCCAAAGCUGAAGCUAAUAGUUGCGAACAAUCGCCGCUGCUGAUUCCUAUCAGGUUUUCAGAAUGGCGGAAUCGGAAUCGGUCCCAAUCUACCUGAGCAUUGUUGCCUUUGUUUGCACUGUUGGAGCCAUUGCUCUGGCAGUUAUGCACAUCUACAGGCACCUCAUGAAUUACACCGAACCGACUUAUCAGAGAUACAUUGUUCGCAUCAUUUUUAUGGUCCCGGUAUACGCAUUAAUGUCGUUCUUAUCCCUUGUUAUACCUGCGGUCUCCAUCUACUUUAGUUCCAUCAGGGAAGUCUAUGAAGCUUGGGUCAUUUACAAUUUUCUAUCGCUGUGCUUGGCAUGGGUUGGUGGCCCAGGGUCUGUUGUCGUAAGUUUAACUGGUAGGGUUAUAAAGCCUUCGUGGGCUCUGAUGACAUGCUGCUUCCCUCCCAUACCCCUGGACGGGCGUUUUAUCCGUAGGUGCAAGCAAGGUUGUUUGCAGUUUGUGUUUCUGAAGCCUGCAUUAGCUGCUGUUACUCUCAUACUUUACGCAAAAGGGAAAUAUGCAGAUGGAAAUUUCAGUCCAAACCAGUCAUACCUGUAUCUCACUAUUAUCUAUACAGUCUCAUACUCGAUGGCUCUUUACGCAUUGGCAUUGUUCUAUGUGGCUUGCAGAGACCUGCUUCAGCCUUUCAACCCUGUUCCAAAGUUCAUCAUAAUCAAGUCUGUCGUUUUCCUUACUUAUUGGCAGGGUGUGUUGGUUUUCCUUGCUGCAAAAACUGGAUUAAUAAAGAAUGCAGAAGAUGCUGCUCAAUAUCAAAAUUUCAUAAUAUGUGUGGAGAUGCUACUUGCUGCUGUCGGUCAUCUAUAUGCAUUUCCUUACAAGGAGUAUGCUGGUGCAAAUAUUGGUGCCUCUCGAGAUCUGACCGGAAGCCUCUCUCAUGCCUUAAAAUUGAAUGACUUUUACCAUGAUACUGUCCACCAGUUUGCCCCGACUUACCAUGAUUAUGUACUCUACAACUCUACCGAGGGUGAUGAGGGAAAGAGGACGUAUCGGUCACGCACCUUUGUGCCGACUGGUCCAGAGAUGGAUGCUGUCAGAAGGAACAAGAACAUCUUUGGCAACAAGAUAGAUGACAUACAACUUUCCAGUCUAUCAUCUUCUAGUGCAAGCACUCCGAAAAAAUCUGGCCCCCAGCCUGUACCUGAUUCUGCAAAUUCAGAUGCAAUGAAGUCUUCCCUGCUCGUUGAUACCUCAAAUUCCUCAUCAGUGCCAUAUGACAUGUCACUUAUUGACUUGGACUUGUCCAGUUACCCCACAAAGGUCCCUCCAGCAAACGAACAUGGCACUAGGUGACUAGAACACUAUGUAGUAGAAAGGUUUGAAGAAUGUUCUCCCUAGGAAAGAAGUGUUAAAGGGUUUCGGGGCCUUUGGGAAAGCCUCAUGUGCUUAAUCGUGUGGUGAUGCUGGUGUUGGUAUACCUCUCUUCGUAGUCACAAAUAUUAGGCUUCCCACUGAAAGCUGUUUUAAUGGCCUGUUAGUUCAGUGUGCAUUGUAGAUAUGGAAUUCUAAUUGUCAUACUUGUUAGAUCACAAUAGGAAACAUGAAAUUGAUUUUAUUUUUUCCCCUUUCUGUUUCACAUUGAAGAGUGCCCAUUGGAUUUCAUCGUCUUGAUACUUGAGUAUUUCUUGAGUCACCAUUUGGUCCGGUUUGUAAUCUACUUUUUUCAAGCAAUGGAACUUCACACAAGAAGCAUAGGAAGGUGCAGUGUUUUGUUUUA
Rosa rugosa (rugosa rose) is the source of this 2158-nucleotide messenger RNA. RefSeq lists its product as uncharacterized. The coding region runs from base 457 to 1734 and encodes 425 amino acids. Gene Ontology annotation, molecular function: transporter activity. Lineage: Eukaryota; Viridiplantae; Streptophyta; Magnoliopsida; Rosales; Rosaceae. The record is from RefSeq and is a predicted model, not a curated record. Gene Ontology annotation, biological process: transport. The transcript has 8 exons.